Messenger RNA from Coregonus sp. 'balchen', 1705 nucleotides. NCBI's taxonomy places the organism in Eukaryota, Metazoa, Chordata, Actinopteri, Salmoniformes, Salmonidae. The record is from the annotation of a GenBank genome assembly.
AUGCCUUCGGUUUUCACUCGAGCCAUCGGUAUGCAUUCGACACUAAAAUGUAGAAUUGAUUUGUAGGCAGUGGAUGAACAAGGUUUCGUUGAUUGACACUGGUGUUAACGCAACACUGUGGUCCUCUGACCCGUCCAGAGUUCAUGGGAUUGAUGACAACAGGGGGGGAUGAGUUGCAUUCCUUCAUCUCUUUCAGAAGAGGAUUACAAGUCCGCUUUUUCUUGUUUUCUAUGUCUGCACAUUCUUAAAAGGACAAAGUUAACUUUAGCUCUGAUAUGGCUGACGAGUGGAGACCCUUCUGUGAAGACAUGGGAGUUUAAGAGGCAGCUCUUUAAUCAUCUAGGACCAUGAUGCAUCUCCCUCAUAGCCACAGAAGUAAGGAUACUGCAGUACCCCCUGAUAAAUCUAAAUAAAAUAAUAAUACAAAUAUAUUUUCCACAAAAUUAGUGAACUAGGCCUUUAUUACUGUAUGAGCAGAGAACUAACCCCAAACACCCCCCACCCACCAAAACAUCCCCCCCCCCCCCCCCCCCCCCACCAAAACUCCCCCCCCCCAAAACACCUCCCCCCCCCCCAACCAAAACCACUUCCUCCCCCCACCAACCCCCCCCCCCCCCACUCUCCUGCCCCCCCAACCAAAACAUCUUCCUCCCCCCCCAACCAAAAACAUCUUCCUGCCCCCCAACCAAAAACUAUCUUCCUGCCCCCCCAACCAAAAACAUCUUCCUGCCCCCCAACCAAAAACAUCUUCCUGCCCCCCCAACCAAAAACAUCUUCCUGCCCCCCCACCCAAAAACAUCUUCCUGCCCCCCAACCAAAAACAUAUUGUGCCCCCCCCCAACAAAAACAUCUUCCUGCCCCCCAACCAAAAACAUCUUCCUGCCCCCCAACCAAAAACUAUCUUCCUGCCCCCCCAACCAAAAACAUAUCGUGCCCCCCCCCCCCCCAAAAAACAUCUUCCUGCCCCCCAACCAAAAACUAUCUUCCUGCCCCCCCAACCAAAACAUCUUCCUGCCCUCCCCCACCAAAAAAACAUCUUCCUGCCCCCCAACCAAAACCAUAUUUGUGCCUCCCCCCACCAAAAACAUCUUCCUGCCCCCCACCAAAAUCUUCCUGCCCCCCAACAAAAAUUCUCCUGCCCCCCCAACCAACAAUCUUCCUGCAGCCAUGACACUCCUCCCUUUUUUUCCUUUAGAUCCCCUCUAUCUAUCUCAGGGUCUGGUGACACGUCCCGUGGCCUUCAGGUCCCUCUCUGGGUCAGCCUCACGUGCGUCAGGUCCAGGCGUCCAGGCGUGGCUCCAGGGUCCGGGCUCCAGACUGUGGCUCCAGGGUCCAGGGUCCAGAGUCCAGGCUCCAGGGCCGGGGCUCCAGACUGUGGCUCCAGGGUCCAGACUCCAGGGUCCGGGCUCCAGACAGUGGCUCCAGGGUCCGGGCUCCAGACAGUGGCUCCAGGGUCCAGACGUGGCUCCAGGCUCCAGGGUCCGGGCUCCAGGCCGGGGCUCCAGGGUCCAGGCUCCAGGGCCGGGGCUCCAGACUGUGGCUCCAGGGUCCAGACUCCAGGGUCCGGGCUCCAGACAGUGGCUCCAGGGUCCGGGCUCCAGACAGUGGCUCCAGGGUCCGGGCUCCAGACAGUGGCUCCAGGGUCCAGACUGUGGCUCCAGGGCCGGGGCUCCAGACAGUGGCUCCAGGGCUUCUCCUCUACUGA